Molecule: messenger RNA, 794 nt
Organism: Herpailurus yagouaroundi (jaguarundi)
Lineage: Eukaryota; Metazoa; Chordata; Mammalia; Carnivora; Felidae
Gene: CCL20
Product: C-C motif chemokine ligand 20
Exons: 4
Coding region: 57-350 (97 amino acids)
Biological process (GO): immune response
Cellular component (GO): extracellular region
Molecular function (GO): chemokine activity
Source: RefSeq, a predicted model, not a curated record
GCACUCCUAGCACACUGGGUACCCAGCACUGGGCAGAUCUAUUCCCUGAGCUGAAAAUGAUGGACAGUGGCAAGAAUUUGCUCGUGGCUGCUUUGAUGUCAGUGCUGCUACUCCACCUGUGCAGCAAGUCAGAAGCAGCAAGCAGCUUUGACUGCUGCCUUCGGUAUACAGAACGCAUCCUUCAUCCCAGAUUUAUCGUGGGCUUCACGCAGCAGCUGUCCAAUGAAGCCUGUGAUAUCAAUGCAAUCAUCUUUUACACAAAGAAAAAAUUCGCUGUGUGCGCAGAUCCAAAGAAGAACUGGGUGAAACAGGCUGUGCAUAUCCUCAGCCAAAGAGUCAAGAAGAUGUGAAAACUGAUGCUCUCUGCUAAGGAAUUGGACAGAGCCCAAGAACAAAAGAAUCUAGCUGGAGUUGGCAGUUGAGAGUUUAGCACUUACCUGAUUGGUGCCUCCUUGGACUUGUCCAAUUGAUGAAGUUGAUACAUAUUGCAUCAUAGUUUGCUUUGUUAAGCAUCACGUUAGAGUCAAACUCUAUUUUAUGUUAUUUAUAUCUAUGUUUGUGUGUGUGUGUGUGUGUGUUGCUAUUUAAUACUAAUUUCCUAUAAACUAUUUGGUUUAGUAUGAAUGUGUAGAGGAAUGAGGUUAUAUAGCCUUUCUUGUAAGCUGCAAGCUAUUUGUAAAAAAACUAUUUAACAUUCUUCUGUCUACAUAGUUUUGUUCCUUAAACUGUUGUAAUUAACCUGUAAAAGAGAAAAAUGAUGAUUAACAAUAAAUAUUGAAAAUAAAAGAAUGAAA